CUCCAUGCCUGCACCUUCCUCCUCACUCGACUCUGCUGAUUACGACCCGGUCGACCAUCUGAACGACAUAUUCUCCCACCCCUCUACACUAUCCUCUAUAUCAGCAACCUCCUCGACGCUUCGGAGCUACCAAGAUGACCUGGACGAGGACAUCGCGACCUUUGUCACCUACCAAACCGCUUCAGACGCCGAUAGUGUACAGCGCAUCCAAGAUGCAAAGGCCGAGCUUGCAGACCUUUUCAAGAAGAUCGAGAGCGUGCGGGAACGCGCAAUGCAGACCGAGCAAACAAUCACCGACAUGACGGCGGAUAUUAAGAGACUGGACAAUACCAAGCGGAAUCUCACGCUAUCUAUGACGGCUCUGAAACGCUUGCAGAUGUUGACAACAGCAUACGAGCAGUUGCGAGGCUUGAGCAAGAGCAGACAGUAUAGGGAAUGUGCGCAGCUGUUGCAGGCAGUCAUUCAGCUUGUUGCGCAUUUCAAGAGCUAUAGGUCGAUUGAUCAGAUCGCAACGCUGAGUCGAAAUGUAGCGGAAUUACAGCGCGAGUUGCUGGAGCAAGUAUGCGAGGAUUUUGAAGUCGUUUUCGCCAAAAUGGAGGUUGCUCAGCGCAGGCCGAUGCUCACAGAAGCAUGCCUUGUGAUUGAUGCGCUUGGUGAUCAUGCUAGAACGAGGCUCAUAAAUUGGUAUUGUAAUACUCAGCUACGCGAAUAUCGACAAGUUUUCCGCGGAAAUGACGAAGCUGGCUCGUUGGACAACAUCUCUCGGCGGUACUCUUGGUUCAACCGCAUGAUGAAAACGUACGACGUCGAGCACGCCGCUAUAUUUCCUGCCAAUUGGAAAGUCAAUGAGAUGCUGGCGAACUCUUUCUGCGAGGGUACGAGGGAUGAUUUCAAGGGGAUAUUGCAGCGAUCCAUGCGAAAAGAGGGUGGUCAGACUUUGGACGUCGACCUACUUCUCUCGUGUUUACAGGAAACCCUUGAUUUCGAGCAAAGCUUGGAACGAAAAUUCUCUAAUGAGUCUCGAUCUUCGAUGGACACUAUUGUUUCGAAAGAUGAGAAGAACCAAGGGUUUAGCCAAUCUAUCUCCGAGGCAUUCGAGCCCUAUAUGCGACUAUGGGUCGAAUCUCAGGACAAACAACUUGCAAUCUUGAUACCGAGAUACCGACAACAACCACUACGCAAUACCGAAGAGGAAUUCUCGGCCCAGGCCGUGAUACCCUCGUCCACCGAGCUGUUUUCCUUCUAUCGUCUCACGCUUGCCCAAUGCGCCAAACUAUCGAAAGAAUCAAGCUUGUUGGAACUUUCCGCUACAUUCGCAAAAUAUCUUGAUCAGUAUGGACAGCAAGUUCUGUAUUAUUUCUUGAGCGAGCGAUUUGGUGCCUCGGGUCCAUCUGUGGAAGACGCUGUCCUGAUCCUGAACACAGCCGACUACUGCUACAUGACAUGCAACCAACUAGAAGAAAAGAUCAAGAGUCGUAUCGACGAGAACCUCCGAGAGAAAGUAGAUUUGCAAAGCCAAGCGGAUGCUUUUAUGGGUAUUGCUAGCGCUGCCGUGCGAUUCCUCGUUCGCAAAGUCGAAAUUGCUUGUGAACCCAGUUGGCGUGAGAUGCGAAACACUCCUUGGAGUAAGCUGGAAAGUGUCGGAGACCAAAGCACAUACGUUGCAGAACUAUUGCGCCACGUGAAAGAACAAUCGGGGGAGAUCCUGACACAUCUUCACAAACAACAGUAUGCAAGAGCGUUUUGCGACAACCUUGUAGACCAGAUGGCAAUGACCUACAUCUUGAACAUCAUACAGAGCAGACCGAUCAGCGAAGUCGGGGCUGAGCAGAUGCUAUUGGACAGUUAUGUGUUGAAGAAAGGAUUCACAGAAGUCCCGGUGGUCAACGAGGAACCUGGCACAGCACCACCCGCAGCCUUCGUCAAACGCGCAACUCAGACAAUGUCCAAGAUCGACCCCCUUCUCAAAACCAUCCAGGUCCGCCCUUCGCCCCCCGAAGCCCUCGUCCAGGCAUACCUCAUCCACAUCGCCGACAAAUCCGACACCAAUUUCCGCAAGAUUCUCGACCUCAAGGGUGUGCGCCGUGCGGAACAGUCCACUCUGAUGGAUCUCUUCAACGCGUUCAAGGGAUCACCUAAUCACGCCAACCUGGCUCAAAAUUCGACGCUGUUGACCCCGUUACAACUGCAACCGGGUCAUGGCGGUGGGAUUGGCAGCAUCGGGAAUACAAGCGGCGUCAUGGGAGGUAUGGGCACAACCGGCCUGAGCGUAGGAGGACGGUUUGAUCCGACAGGGUUGGGUAACGCCAUGGUGAGCGCGGUGCGUGAGGGUGUGGAUCGCUUUGGAAGCCCGGCGCCUGGAGAAGCGGGAGCUGCUUCUGCAAUGGCCGGAACGGAUGGGAGAACGGGUGAGGCCAAGGCAAAUCUGAAUGAGAACCUGAAGAAUAUCGGCAAGUUCUUUAGGAGAGAUGUCGGUGGGUUCAGGGGGUUCGGACGGAGUGAUGAAGGGAGGUAG
Periconia digitata is the source of this 2515-nucleotide messenger RNA. Lineage: Eukaryota; Fungi; Ascomycota; Dothideomycetes; Pleosporales; Periconiaceae. The record is from the annotation of a GenBank genome assembly.